UAAAGAAAAGCCGGCCAAUAAGUUGACUAAAAAUGUCCACUGUCAAGCUGAAUCGCAAUAGACAAAGUCAUGUACAAAUCCAUAAACGUAACACACAAGCAUAUCAUGCUCUUCAAUCCAUCCAUCCCCAAUCGACCAACUACAAACAAGAUCCCAUAAUCGCGUAAUUCCAUGAUUUUCUGAAGAUUUCAUCCGAAGUCAUCAACAAUUAACAUAACAAAGAUCACGGAAUCCCACAAUUUCAAAACCCCAUCAAGAAUAUCCCUAAAUUGUUCUUGUAUGUUUGGAAUUUUCUCUCUGAAAUGGGAUUAGAUGCUAUCAAACCCUCACCGGUGCCCACCGGAGAAGAAAACACAUCAAAUCAAUCCACUUCGCUUCUCUCUUUCGACACAGACAUCACCACCACCCCAGCAAAACCCUCUACCACCACCGUCCUCCUCUUCUCCCUCCUCUUCACCACCUGCGUCGCUCUCUCCGCCGCCUUCGCUUUCGCCUUCCUCUUCUUCUCCUCCGUUACAUCCACCAAUCACCACCACAGCACCACCGCUCUCCAAAUCGCCCGUCCACUCAGUAAACUCACUCACCCAGUCGUCAUCCUCAUUUCCUCAGAUGGGUUCCGAUUUGGGUACCAAUUUAAAACCCCAACACCCAACAUCCAACGAUUAAUCAAAAACGGAACCGAAGCUGAAACUGGAUUGAUUCCAGUUUACCCAACGUUAACCUUCCCAAAUCACUACUCAAUCGCCACCGGAUUAUACCCUGCUUAUCACGGAAUCAUAAACAACAAAUUCAUUGAUCCAAUCGCAGGUGAUACUUUCACAAUGGCCAGCCAUGAACCCAAAUGGUGGCUAGGCGAACCCAUUUGGGAGACAAUCGCGAACCAAGGGCUCAAAGCGGCUACAUAUUUCUGGCCUGGAUCCGAGGUAAAAAAAGGUUCUUGGGAUUGUCCUGUAAAUUACUGUGCACCCUAUAACGAAUCAGUCCCAUUCGAAGAUCGCGUUGAUACUAUCCUCCAUUAUUUCGAUUUAUCAAAUGAAGAAAUUCCUGUUUUCAUGACAUUGUAUUUCGAGGACCCUGAUCAUCAAGGUCAUCAAGUUGGCCCUGAUGAUCCUCAAAUUACAGAAGCUGUUAGUAACAUCGAUGGGUUGAUUGGUAGAUUGAUUAACGGAUUAGAAAAACGUGGUGUUUUCGAAGAUGUUACCAUAAUCAUGGUAGGUGAUCAUGGAAUGGUUGGUACUUGUGAUCAAAAGUUGAUAUUUUUAGACGAUUUAGCUUCUUGGAUCAAGCUUCCGACAGAUUGGGUACAAUAUUAUACUCCUGUGUUAUCUAUUCGUCCACCUUCUGAUCAAUCCCCUUCUGAAAUUGUCGCCAAAAUGAACCAAGGAUUGAGUUCAGGGAAGGUCAAAAAUGGCGACAAAUUGAAAGUUUAUCUCAAAGAAGACCUUCCUGCAAGGCUGCACUAUUGGGAAAGUGAUAGGAUCCCUCCGAUUAUUGGGUUAGUCGAUGAAGGGUUUAAGGUUGAGCAAAAGGACUCGAAGAGUAAGGAAUGUGGAGGUGCACAUGGAUAUGAUAAUGCAUUUUUUUCGAUGAGAACGAUUUUUAUUGGUCAUGGUCCUCAAUUUGCUAGAGGUAGAAAGGUACCAUCUUUUGAGAAUGUUCAAAUAUAUAAUUUAAUUACUUCGAUUCUCAACAUACAUGGAGCUUCCAACAAUGGGUCUUUAUCUUUUGCAAAGAGUGUGCUUUUGCCUCAUCAUUGACUCAAGUUUGAGUGUUGAAAUCUGUGCAUGUUUUAGGGCAAUGCUGUUUAAUUGUUGUAGAUGUAAAGUUAAUAAUGGUGCUUAUAGCUUAAGAUGCAUUGGUUCAUUGGUUGAAUGUAACUUCUGAGUGUUUGAAUCUUGUUUGCAUCUAGAAAGGGUGGCAAUCUUAUAGUGUUAGGUUGGCGAGUUGACACUCAAAAAACUCAACCUAGACACCAACCAUAUAAUUAUUCGUGUCAUGUUUUUCAACACUAACUCGCAUUCGACUUGCCUAAUCCGUUUAAUUAUAUGAGUUUACAUGUUUGUGUAUCA
Lactuca sativa (garden lettuce) is the source of this 2069-nucleotide messenger RNA. RefSeq names its product nucleotide pyrophosphatase/phosphodiesterase 1. Gene Ontology annotation, cellular component: vacuole. Lineage: Eukaryota; Viridiplantae; Streptophyta; Magnoliopsida; Asterales; Asteraceae. The record is from RefSeq and is a predicted model, not a curated record.